UGGAAGCAUAACAGAAACUGCCAACGCCUUACUUUGCUUCCAAAAGCGCUAUUUUUCUUUUAGAAAAUGGCGCAGUUGUUGUGGCUAUUUGUUUUUGCAUAUUUUAUACCAAAUAGUGUCUUACAAGAUGUGAAUCCUAGAGACCCUCCUUUGAUGAGAGCCUCACCUUAUGUUGAUAUGAAAGCUUUUCGUUCUCAACUGUUAUAUCCUCACGAAAGGAGAUAUCUUGUGGAUACUAUCAACAGAGGACAAGCUAUUAGAGACACGCCGUUGACUUUCCGACUUCCGUUCUUCGGGUUUGACUUCAGGUACAUUUGGAUUCAUCGUGAUGGAUAUAUCCUGUUCAACAAAGGUCUUUUGGAGUACGAAUAUCCUGUGAAAUUUCCAAGCCCAUAUAUCAACGAUCCGUCGAGAGAGGAAGACCCUUCUUUGAUUGCGCCCUGGUUCAGCUACCAGGACAUUCCUAGUUCCAUAGAAGGGGCCGGUGUCUAUUCCCAGAUGGUCAAUCUUGCUAGCGAAAAGAAUGUGUCUUUAAAAGAAAGAAUUCGGUUGGAUUUUAAAGACGCCAUGAUCGGAUCUGCAGAUUUUGAGCCAACAUAUGCGAUGAUAGUGACUUGGAAGAACGUGACUCAUGCUAACAGGAUGCCAGGAAGCAGUCUCAAGACGAACACUUACCAACUUGUAAUAGCUACCGAUGAAAAAAGAACUUAUGUGAUGUUUAAUUACGAUGCUAUUGGUUGGAUUUCCGACAAAGACAACUACGAUGGACAGAAAGGCAUUCCACCCUUUAUAGGGUUCAAUGCUGGAAAUCGGACUAGAGCUUACGAGUUCGAACCAUAUUCUCAGCAACCGAGGGUAAGUCGCUUACCUUCUUUAGGUUUUGGUAACGGACUUAAUGGGCGUUUCUAUUUCCAAGUUGAUGAAGAAAUUUGGCCAGGAUGUUGUAUUGAAAGGUACUUAGAUAUUAACUGGCCAACAAGACCAAAACUUACAUUCUUCCCUAGGUAUGGACCCAUGCUAGGUGGCACGGUGGUAAAUGUAACAGGGCCUUGCUUUUUUGACCCAAGGAGUAUUAUUCGAUGCAAAUUUGAUACUCUUGAAACGGACGGAAUUUACAGAAGCCCUAAUCAUGUGUCUUGCAUUUCUCCUCCAGUGAUGUACCAUGGAUAUGUUGAUUUAUCGGUUUCCAUCGAUCAAGGACCGUUUUUGUUUUAUGGUAAAUACUAUGUGCAACCUCCAGAUGUAGUCGAAGCAGAUGUGAACGUUCUUGAUGGUAGUGACAAAUUAGAAGCGCCUCUACGUUUUACAAUUCAGUGGAAACACGAAAAAUUGACUGCCGAUACGAGAGCUCCAUUAACUAUAUCGCUAUGGGGCUACAGAGAAACAAAUGAAAAUUACCCGAAAUUGACAUACAUCGACGUAUUGUCUGAAGGAGCAGUUGCUAGUGGGGACCGCACACAUACCUUUGAUUUAGAAGAGUUUAAGAACAGGUGGAACUGGGAUAAGCUGGAUAUUACAUUUGGCUUUAUUGCUAUAAACUUAACUGACCCGGAAGUUCUGAGAGAUGGUUCAGUGCAGUCUCCAGUGUUGUGGUCAGGUCCUUUACCAUUAAGCUGGUAUUUCAGGCAUCAGUGGCGAAGAAAGUACGGACAAAACUGGAAGAGAGACAUGUGCGAAGAUUGGUUUUUAAGAGAAAAAUACACUGAUCGGUUUGCUAUAACACUUUUUAGAUGUCCUUGUACUUUACAACAGGCAAAAUUAGAUAGGGGUAGAUUUGCACCAGAUCUUCAAUGCAAUGAAAUCGACAGGAAAUGUGAAACUUUUCACAAAGCUGCUUAUCACUGUGUACGAUCAGGUAGACCAGCCGUUGGUGGUGCCGGGCAACUCUGCUGUUAUGACGACCAUGGAGAACUAAUAAGAACUGGAGAUACCAUGUACGGUGGAAGGCCAGCUAGGGCUUUUCAGUUCGGUAAGCAUCCAUUUAAACAAAGAAUGAUGAUCCCAGCCCUUUCCUACUGGUUACACGACGUCAUACCAUUCUUCUUCUGCUGCAAAUGGGCAAGCAAUGAGGAUGAUGCGGAGACAUGUGAUAUGUUUAAAUACUGGAGAACUUCGCAAGAUUGCUCGCUUUACCAACCACCUGGUGUAGCUUCUGUGUUUGGAGAUCCUCAUUUCCUUACAUUUGAUAGAACAAAUUACACAUUCAACGGCAAAGGCGAGUUUGUUUUAACAAGGGUCAAUCAUAGAAUGCAUAAGCUUGAUGUGCAAGGAAGAUUUGAGCAACCGGAUCCAAAAUAUCACUACUUGCCAAAAAUCAAUGGAACACGGCUUAUGGCUGUGACAGCCAGGGACAAUAUAUCUUCAAUUGUAGAAUUUAGAGUCAGACCAACCCCAGCCAGGUGGCAGUAUCACAUGUACAUCAUUGUAGACAACGAGUAUGUUUAUUUUUGGGAUAACAGUCUCCGAGUGCAGUACUUCAAAGGUGUGACCCUUUACCAGCCAGCGAAUGUCUAUAACAUGUCCCACAUAGUCGCUAUGUUUGAUUCAGGAGCAGGGGUAGAGGUCAUGGUGGAAAAUGGACACAUGGCUACGCAUGUCUACCUGCCGCUGACGUUUAUCAAUAAAACUAGAGGGCUGCUUGGUAAUUGGACAAGAAAUCCGGACGAUGACUUUACCACACCGGAUGGAGAAGUUCCGUUUGGUCCUAACGCCAGGACGUUUGAUAUUCAUCAUAGAUUCGGUAUGGAAUAUCGUCUUUCCGAAAUCGGUAACGAAAAAGUCGGAAGAUCUUUGUUCUUCCACAAUGCCAUUCCUUUCUCCCAGUACGACAACAGGACUUUUGUGCCAGAAUAUGAAACGCCCCCACCGAUUCCAAAGAACUUUAGCUACAGACCGGAGGAAAUCGAUGGCAUAUGUACUUCUUCAUCAGCCUGCCGAUUUGAUUUCAUCGUGACCGGAGAUCGCGACUUUGCUGCGGCUACCCGAAAUCAUGAAAAUUACGCCCAAAAGUUGUCCAUGGAUGUUCGUAAAAAGACGAUCCGGUGUCCUGAAUUGGUGAAGCCUCGGCAUGGAAGAAAAAGUGAAAUUCGGUACUUCGUUGGCACUACUGUGCGUUUCAGCUGCGAUGAUGGGUACCGCCUUGUCGGGUACGAAAACAGAAGGUGCAGAGAAACAGGAUUGUGGAGUUGGGGUGUAGAUCCCCAGUGCAUCAGCGAAAAAGAUUACGCCAAGAAAGUGGUUGGAAUAUCUCUUGGUAUAGUGUUGCCGAUCAUUAUUCUCGGUAUUCUGUUGUGUGUGUUCUUGGUCCAGAGAAUGAGGCACAGAAAACAGCACUGGACUGGAGAGAAAGGACUUCAGGCAAAUUCCAUUCUUGAGAUGAAGUCCAACAUGAAUAAAAAUGGAGGAAAUGGAUCCAGCAAAGUUUCUGACUUUUAAACAUUUUUUGACUUUUCAUAUUCUAUUUCUUAGACAGAAGAGCAGUUUUGUCAUAUCUUCAUAUAUUUUAUGAACGAACAAUUUUUAUGCACACAAAACCUCUCAGGUAUGACAUUUUAUUCUGAAAAAAAAAUCUUACUACUUUCUAUUAAUUCCAAUUUGUUAAUAAUUUAAAAAAAAAAAAAAAACUACACAUUUUUGUAUUUAUGUUUUGCGCAAAGAAAUGUAUUAUAGAUUAACAAAAUUACUAUUUUUAUGAUAAACAUAGUUUCAGAUUUAAAAGAAUUACAAAAAUGCUUGUAAUUUAAAUUCAUAUAACAUAAUAACCCAUAAAUACAUCUAAAACAUCAAAUUAAUAAUAGUAUUAGGUUUGUUUAAUCCGUUUAAAAAAUAGAGUGCUGCAAAAAAAAAAAAAAAAAAAAGCCAUAAUGUGCAUUUCAGUGUGAAUCGUAUUGUGAGUUCCUACGAAAAUGUUUCAAAUGCAUUUUUCAUAAACAUUUCUCAUCUUUUAAUUUUAAAAAUAAGUUUUAUUCCUAAGAACUUCACGAAAUAUAUUUCCAUAUAUGGAAUUGAGUUGACGCUUGGAAGGUUUUUCAAAAAAAAAAGAAAAA
Molecule: messenger RNA, 4046 nt
Organism: Uloborus diversus
Lineage: Eukaryota; Metazoa; Arthropoda; Arachnida; Araneae; Uloboridae
Gene: mesh
Product: protein mesh-like
Exons: 1
Coding region: 67-3435 (1122 amino acids)
Biological process (GO): cell-matrix adhesion
Source: RefSeq, a predicted model, not a curated record